UGAGAAUAUUGAGACAAGGGUUGACUUGUCAAAAGUUAAUGUUGACACAAUGAAACCAUGGAUAGCUACAAGAAUCACAGAAUUACUUGGAAUGGAAGACGAUGUUAUUAUAGAGUUUGUUUAUAAUCAGCUAGACAAUAGGAGGUGAUCUUAAUUAUUCGAACGCCUUGAUGAAUUUACGAGUGCAGUCAAGGAUUUGCUCUCUAAACAGCCAGAUUCAAGAUAAAAUGCAUUAUCAAAUAUGGAAAAGGAUCACAUAGAAUAACAACAAAUCACUUGGUUUGUAUCUACUUUUUUCCGAUUUUUAUAACGCAUCGAAUCUCAAGAAAAACUCUUUGGAUACUGGCCGAGGAUUUUAUCUUGACAAUCGAAAAGUGAAGUCUGACAUUUGGAAAUCAAGAAUUAAACAUUAUGGCAUGACCGCAGGCCAGGAAAACAGAAUAAUAAUUUUUACAGAUAUGAGGAAGAUUUAUAUAUUCAAGGAAUGGAAUGGGUUCUGUACCUUCAACACAAGAAUAUAAAAAACAUAACACUUGUAAAGGACAUUAUGUUUAUUGUAAGCAAUCGGUAAUUUCUGUGUACAGAAUAACAAAUUUGUGUUCUUUUUCUUCUUUUUUCCCCAUCAUUGCUUAUGAAAUUUUAAUGACCUUAAUAAGAUACUUGCUUUAUAGAGAAAAUAAUUUAUGUUUUAUGUCAGUGUUAAUUUCAUAGCGGGUUCACAAGACAAUUGUUCCUUUGCAGUUAUGAGGUAGGGAAUUUUUAAGCAACUGGUAAAUUAACAAAGCUUUUAAGCCAAUAUUAAUUUUAUAAACACCUUAAAGGUGGUAGGAUAUAGCUUACACAUCAGGAUUGGGGAAAAAAAUAGCAUCAUGUCUAAAAUAUAUCUGAAAUGUAUUUAUUUAUGAAAAAUAACUUUAACAAAAUAAAUUACCCUGUUAAGCAAAAUGCAUUUUAGAAGUGAAAUUAUUUUCAUUGAAGAGCUCUAUUUUAAUUGGUAAGUUUCAAAAUGUAUUCACUUUUUCAAAAUUUAUUUCAUUUUUUUGCAAUUAAAAUGAAUAGCAUGGUUUUGAUAUGCUCUGCCUCAUAAACAUUUUUUCAUGUUUUACUGUAAGCAUCCUACUACCUUUAAUAGUUAGAAUCUCUGAGAGGAGAAGUAAUGGCAUGAUCAGUUGCCAGUAGUAAUAAAAAGACUGUAUUGACUCAUUAAAGUCAUCCUUAGUGUCUUGUUUUAAGCGAAAGGUUGUCAUGACAAUUAGUAUUUCAGUUUCAUAUUCCUCCAGCAGUAAACACCAGGCAACUGAUAACUUGAGCUUUUAAGACCUUAAAACAUUAAUUUUGCUUAAUAUAGUAAUGGAAGUGUAUGCUGGGUCUUUUCUGUUUGAGCUGUGAAAUACAAGAUUUAGAAUAAAUGCUUGUUGAGAUUCAGUGACUUAAUAUUUGAAAAAUAAAUUAUAUAGUUUACUGUGAAAGAAACUGCAUUCUUAUUUUCCUUCUAUUUCAGAGAAAAGGUUGUUUAACUGAUUAUUGGUAACAUAUUUUCGAUAAAAACGAACAUAAGCAGUAUUAAUUUCUCACUAUUAAUGCCCCUUUUCUUCCCCUGUUUCGUUGUAGUACCCUGACCCAAAGGAGAUGCAGAUAAAUUUGACUGGUUUUUUAAAUGCAAAGAAUGCUCGUGUGUUUAUGGGUGAAUUGUGGGAGUUGUUGUGUAGUGCUCAAGAAAAUAUUGGUGGAAUUCCGGCGAAGUUUGUGGAACAGAAAAAGGAAGAAAUAAAAAAGAGACAGGCAGAGCAGGAGAGAAUUCAACAGAGUUUGAAAGUAUCUGAGGAACAAAUUAGGAAUGCCAUUAUGAAGGAAAGAGAAGAGGCAGAGAGAAGGGAGCGUAAAAGUUCAUCUCCAAGAAACAGACGAGACAGAUCUAGGUCGCCAAGACGUAAAAAACGUGAAAAAAGUUCAUCAAGAUCUCCAAGGAAAGAUUCAGAAAAGUCUGGAGACAAAUCAGCUGACAAAACAGCUGAGAAAUCUGACGAUAAAACAGACUCUAAAACAGUUGUAGAUGGUCACACACCAGUUCCGUUAGUGCCAUUAGAGGUUAAAGAAGAUGCAAAAGAUUCAGAUGAACCUAAAGAAAACGGUGAAAAAGCACCUGUUACUACAAAUGGUGAAACUGAAGAAAAAUCUGCAUCAGACAAAGGGGAUAAUGAAGAAAAAGAUGAAAAGGAAAAAGAUGAGAAAAAAGAGACUGAUGGAAAAAGUGGGAAAAGUCGCAAUAGAUCUAGGUCAAGGUCACGAGAUAGGAGGAGAAGGAGUAGGUCAAGGUCAGGAGAUAGGAGGAGAGAUGACAGAGAUCGAGAUAGAGACAGAAAAUAUAGCCGAAGAUCAAGAUCCAGAUCUCCGAGGCGUCGAUCUCCUCCUAGAAGAUCACCACCCAGAAGAAGAUCAAGGUCACGAGACAGGGAUAGAAGGAGGUCACCACCAAGGUCACGUACACGUAGAAGUCCUAGUCCAAGGAGACGUUCACCAUCACCAAGAAGAAGAUACUCCCCUCCACGUAGACAGAGAUCUCCAUCACCAAGGAGACGAAGGGAACCUAGUAGAGAAAGAGAGAGGGAGAGGAAGAGAUCACCCCCACAGCCUCCUAAAAGAAAAGCGAGGUCUCCAAGUAGUUCAGACAGUGAUUCUGAUAGCUCAGAUUCUGACGGUCCAGCUGCAAAGAGACCUCCAAAUACUAGAAAGCCAAUGAUGGAUGAGAGUGAUGAAGGAGAAGAUGGUGGUAAAGUCGGAAUCCAGCAGAGACGUACAUACAGGAGGCAAAGAGAGGAACCAGAGGACUCUGACUCGUCCAGUUCUUCAUCAUCCUCAUCAGACGAUGAGGCACCGCCACCUCCAGCAAGACGUCGUGAGCGAGAUGAGAGACGGCUACCUUCACCAAGACGAGAUGACAGGUACCGCAGAUAUCCAUCUCCACCCAGAUACAGGGAUGAUCGUGAUCGUUUUAGGGAUGAACGAGAGAGGUAUGAGAGAGAGAGAUUCCGAGAUGAUAGAGACCGAUUCAGAGAUGAUCGAGACAGAUAUGUUGAUCCUAGGAGACAGAGGAGUCCACCAAGACGAAGGUCUCCAAGAGGCUCAUUUGAGGAAGAUGUUAGACGAAGGAGAGAUAGUCCUCCUAGGAGGGAGCGUCGUAGAUCUUCCCCAUCUCCUCAAAAACGUAGAUUUAUAGAGAGUCCUCCAGAUGAGAGACGAAGACGUAGGAAUGAAGUAGAGUCACCUCCACCAGAAAAACAAAGAAGACGCAGACGAGAAACUGAGUCAGAUGAAGAAAUGCAGCAACAGUUACGUAGAAAGAGAAGAGAAUCACCAGAGCCUGAACGGCGAAAAACAAAACGAGUCCCAGUGAAAGAAGAAUCUUCAUCAGAUGAAGAUUCUUCUCCUGAGAGACCCCCAGGUAAACAGAAAUCCAGACGACGGGACUCAAGUUCAGAGUCCCCAGAACCAAGAAAACCAUCCCGUAAACAAAAGUUACCGCCCCCUAGAAAAAAAGCUGAAGCUGAUAGUGACAGCUCUAGUGAUGAAAAUGAUUCCCAGGAAAUUAGAAAGGUGAAAAAAGAACCUUAUUCACCUAUGAAUGAACAUAGAAGCAAAGUAAAAACUGUGUCCGAUUCCCCAAAAAGGAAACCAUCUCCGGCAGCUAGAAAAUCCGCAUCAAAACGUGAACUUUCUGAGCAGCUCUUGUCUAGAAAGAGAAAUUCUAGUAGUGAAAGGGAGGACAGCUCACCUGAUAUUCGUCGUCGUAGGAAGAGUUCAACUAAUUCUCCAGAGCGUAGAGAAGUAGUUGUGAAAAGAUCAAGGGAAAGCGAAAGCUCCCUAAAACGUAAAAAGGAACCUUCAUCUAGUCCUCAUGAAAGAAGACCAAAGAAAUCUAGGUCAUUCUCUGAAGGUUCAGAUCAUGGAGGUGAAAAACAUAUGGAAGAUUCAGAUGAGUACAGAAGAGUUGUAGUGAUGAGGUCAGAAAGUAGAGAGGAACGUGCAGUUCAUCAGACAUCUAGGGAAGAUGCAGGGAAACACAAGAAACCAGCAGCAAACUCUGAUUCAGGGCAGUCUGGCUCAGAUGAUGGCAAGAAAAAGAAGAAAAAGAAAGAAAAGAAGCACAAGAAACAUAAAAAGCACAAGAAACAUAAGCAGAAGAAAGAAGUAGUGGAGUCGGAUAGUGAGGGUGGCCAAACAGGAGAUGGUGAAGAACUGGAGAAGACCCUCAGAGAGAAAGCCCUGCAAUCAAUGAAACAACGGGUGUCCAGGGAAAGCCCGCCAGAUGACUCCUCAGAUUAAAUCGUCCUCAUUAUUCACUUUGUGACAAUUUACAAUUUUUUUGUCCAAGACAAAUUGUGUUGUUUGUUUGUCUGUAUUCAAGAAAUGAAAUGAUCAUGGUUUCAUUAUAGAAUGAUGAAUUGUGUGCUAGAAAAAAUGCUGUACAUGUUGCUUAUGUAGAUAUCAGGAAUUAACAUUCUACUUGAGAAAUGAAGUUGUUACAUGUAAUUCCAUUUUGUUCCCAGAUUUGUUGCAUUCUUGGUAUUGUAAAUUAAGAUUCUAUUUAGAGGGGAUUUUUUAAUUAUUAUUUUUUGUUUAUUCUUCCAUUUGCUGUUCUGAAUCACUGAGCAUUCCUACUAAUUUUUAAAGCAAGUUUGCAUUCUAUUAGCUUUUUAAUUAUCGUAAUUGUAUACCUAGAUUAAUUUUGAGUUUCAUUAUUAUUUUUAUCAUGAAUCAAGCUUUAGAUCACAUAAAUUUUGGAUGUAAGCAUUGAUGUAUCAUUUUGUCCCCCAGUGAAAAAAUGGACUGCUGGACAUUUGCCCCUCCCCUCCCAGUUUGGAAUUGACAUUUGCCCCCCCACCCCCUAUAUGUUUUUGUCCCCCAGUGAUUGUUUAGGAAUUUAAUGUCCUGGGGGCAAAUGUCUGGAUCCCUUACUCAAGACUAGUUGAAGUUUGAUGACAUUGCGAAAUUAGAAUCUUGUUCUGACGAGUAAACUAAUUUUGUUGGAAGAUUUAUUUACUUGGACAUUUUUCUUUUUUUUCCAAACAGAUGAACGAGAAAUUUAAUUUCAAACUAUCGAGAGUGAUCAUACCUAACUUGGUCGUAAAUGUGAAAGUUAAGGUAAACUUGUGCAUGUUGAAACAAUAACACAUUUUUCCUACCAUGUUGAAAGUGGUUAAUAUUCACCCUUAGGUAUUAUUUAAUAAAGACCUAAAAAAUUAAAAUAUUUAGCAUUUGGUUAAUUAUCUAUGAUGAUAAAUGAAAGUUUUGUCUGUCUUGUUAGUUUGAGUGUUGGAUUUUUUUCUUUGGGAUGGGAGUGUAUGUUGGACAUAUGAAAAUGGGUCACUUAUUGAAGAGAAGUAUUGAAACUUACACACUUGGGGGAGCAAGUUUAAUUCUUGUGAGAUUUUAUUUCUGUGAUGAUUUGACCAAUGUUAUUACAGAAAACAGUUUUCAUAUGCAGAUUACAGAAUGUUAGCAUGUUUGCAAGUACUUCAAACCCCUCACCUUAAGAAAAUUAGGCAGAAGUUUCGGCAGUGUUAAUAUCCUUUGGACACCAGUGAAUGCCUUUAGUUUUUAAACAUAUUUUUUUCUUCUUGGAACCAGGCAGAUAACUUCAUGAAAUACACAUGUUUACAUUUUUGAUUUGUUGAAAACUUGAACUUUCUUUUUGUGUAUUUAAAACAUGAAUGUUUUUACAAUGGAAAGCAUAAUUUUAGUGAUAAUAUUACAGUAGAUUUGCAAUAAUGUCCAUUUUCUAUUUUCAUCAACAUUCAGGGACUGUAGGAUUGUGCUCUUUUGGCUGUCAGUGUAUCUACGUUUUCGGGCCUAGUCCGUAAUUUUGCCAUCUACUGAGGAAUUUUAUUAUGUGACUGAAAUGUUCCCCAUUAUUUGGCCUUGUGCAACUCCCAGACCCUUAGUUCAAAGAGCAAGGUCAAAGGUUACCGUGAUAUCACAGGGUCGUUUCAUGUGCACUCGUAACACUGCCAUUUGUCAAUGGAUUUUAUUAUACGUUGGCACGAAUGUUUCAAAGGUGACAUGUCUACAGCAAUGCCUAGACCACUAAAUCAGAAAUAAAGGUCAGACUUUGAAGUAAAAAGAAAAUUAAGUGGUCAGUGACUUUGCCAUGAACGCUAGAUAUGCAAAUGAUUUGACCUAAACUGUUGUCACGUUCAAGAGUUCAGGUCGUACUUGGAGGUCAGCGGUUUACUGUGUUUAUGUCUGCUAUAACUCUCCGUCUAUGAAGGGAUUUUAAUGUCAGGUGAUGCAUGUUCCUACUAACAAGAGGAUGUGUCAUGCAUAACAAUAGUCAAAUGCACACUUGAAGGUCAAAGGUUAACAAGGUCAAUUUUGUGUCUACUUGAUAACUUUGCCAUUCAUCAUUCAAGGAAUUGCAAUAUUUCUUGUCCAGUCUGUGACUUUAACAUGCAUAGAAUAACUGCAUGAACAAACAAAAUAAAUUGAUGUUCAGAAUCACUUGCCUUCAGUAUGAAAAAGUAGUUUUUACAUUUUUCUCUAUUUUCCAGCCAAUUCAAAAGUGAAAUGUUAUGAAAAAGAUUUCUUAUAUUAAUUGAUGAGACCUUAUUAAAAAGAUUUUUUUAGUAUUAACAGGUAUUUAAAAGCAAUUUUCAGACAUGCAAAUUCCAAAAAAAAAACCACGAAAAAAACGAAAAAGAAAAUCGACUUUUUGAAUUAAAUAUUUGUAUUAUAGAUAAUUCCUUUUUUUUUAAAAAAUGAAAGGGGUAAGUAAUCAAGAACAAUGAAUCAGUCUUAGAUUAUCUAUAAAGUAUUUUCUUACAGUAUUUAGAUUACAUGAAUUUAGCAAUGUGAGUCUUUGUUUGUACCCUAAAAUGGUGUUUGGGUUUGAACUUUAAGGUCUGUUUAACUACACUGUAAGAAUAUGCUGGAAAGAAUAAUCAUAUCCAUAGUAAAUGUAUUAUUAGUAUGCAAUGGAUAGAAAGUUUUAUUAGUUGAAGUUCUGCUGAUCAUGUUUGAUAACAUUUUGGUCUCUGCCUUCUGGAUUAAUCUAGUUAAGUUUUGACCAUUGUUCCAUGUGCCCAUUCUUCUGAAACAUUUCUGCUUGAUGUAUUCUACACAAAAUUACAUUGUGAUAAUCGUAGGUCUGCAACGGCGGAAUCGAAAAGUGCUAGAACACAGUGAAUUUAAAGGAAAAGUUGUAAACAUGUAUUUAACUAAGUAUUUGUUUUUAAAUUUUUAGCUUUCAUUAUACCUUACCAGUCAGUUCGUUACUUAAUGUAUUGAUUGACCAAAUAUGGGUUUGAAUGGUUACUGUAGGUUGCAGAUAAUUUAAUUUUAAUGUUUGCUUGACUAUGCUGUAUUAUCACAUAAUUUAAUUUCGUGUAACCUAUACUAGUACCAUAUUUCUUUAAUUAUGCAAUCUUGUUAAAAUAUGGUCUUUGUAUUCACAGUGUAUAUUGAUUAUGAGACAGGUAGGUAAAUAUGGCCCUUUCCCAGAGAAACAUGCCCAGACUAGGCGUUAUCAUAGGAUGCAUUACUAACAUAGUAGAAAUUCUACAUUGAAAAGUAAUCGUUUUGAUAGAUGUGCAGAUAGAUUAUAAAUUAAUGAAUGAAAUAUGUAUAGAUAUGUCUGUAUACAUGUAAACAGUAUAUGUCUUCGGAAUAUAUUUCCAUUUUUUGAUAUGAUCAUGUUACUGUUUAACUAGAUGCAGCAGAUGGCAAAUAAAGAUUUAAAAAGGAUAA
This is a messenger RNA of Mercenaria mercenaria, 7743 nucleotides long. RefSeq names its product serine/arginine repetitive matrix protein 1-like. The record is from RefSeq and is a predicted model, not a curated record. Gene Ontology annotation, cellular component: spliceosomal complex. Gene Ontology annotation, molecular function: RNA binding. The coding region runs from base 1630 to 4323 and encodes 897 amino acids. The transcript is spliced from 14 exons. Gene Ontology annotation, biological process: regulation of mRNA splicing, via spliceosome; mRNA processing. Lineage: Eukaryota; Metazoa; Mollusca; Bivalvia; Venerida; Veneridae.